Messenger RNA from Coniophora puteana RWD-64-598 SS2, 420 nucleotides. RefSeq lists its product as uncharacterized. The transcript is spliced from 3 exons. Bases 1 to 420 code for a protein of 139 amino acids. NCBI's taxonomy places the organism in Eukaryota, Fungi, Basidiomycota, Agaricomycetes, Boletales, Coniophoraceae. The record is from RefSeq and is a predicted model, not a curated record.
AUGUCUAAAGGUUCGAUCCGUGAUCAGGGACGUAAAACCCUGAAUGAACACGCCGUGUGCGCGCGUGUCUGGUCGGACAAGGUUCUAGACAAGUGGAGCCAAAUGGACCCGCCGUGUUCGGCCCCAGCGUCACGCAUCCUCUGUACGACGGCGCAGAUAUCGCCCUCGCAUAGCGAAAGUCUUCCGGCGGGAAAUGAGACGUUUAUCGUUUCCUUCUCUGGGCCGUUCACCGGAUUCGCGCUCGCGAUGACACCGGAUCGUCACCCCACUAACUUGUCGAUCACUCCUCAGUGGAAUACGUGGCCCAAAGGUCAAGUGGAGGGUGUGUUUAACACAACGGAGGCGGGCGACGCGAAUAUUUGCGCCUCUACCACCAAUGCGAUUUAUCCCGGUAUUGUUGAACGGUGCAGCGUCUGGUAA